Phoenix dactylifera (date palm) is the source of this 4791-nucleotide messenger RNA. Its product is annotated as protein STICHEL-like. Gene Ontology annotation, cellular component: DNA polymerase III complex; DNA replication factor C complex. NCBI's taxonomy places the organism in Eukaryota, Viridiplantae, Streptophyta, Magnoliopsida, Arecales, Arecaceae. The record is from RefSeq and is a predicted model, not a curated record. Gene Ontology annotation, molecular function: ATP hydrolysis activity; DNA binding; ATP binding. Gene Ontology annotation, biological process: DNA-templated DNA replication; DNA repair.
AUAAAGGAGAAAUAAACAAAUGCGGAUGGAAGCACCCAACGGGGAAUCUCGGCGCGUUUGGGGGGAAGUUUUUGAUUUCAGCGUGUCCGAGGGAGAGAGUAUACAGCGGGGCGCCAGCCCAAACCCUAGAAAUUCUUCCGACCGGGCUAGCCGCUGCGUUAAAUCCCCAAAGAUCCCAAGAUCUCUUCUCCUUUGAUUCUUUGAUCGUUGGCUCCCAUUACACCCUUCCAAACCCCGCCUUUUCUCCUCGUUUCUUUGCUGCAUUCCUUUCUCAGAAUCCGGAAUUCGGGCGAUUUUUGGAUGGAUUUGAUGCUGAAUCAUGACAAAAGUCUUUUUUUUUUUGGUGGAAAGAUAAGAGCUCUUCUCUGCUCGAAUCUGUGUCCCUGGUUAUGCUGCUAAAUGUUGGAGUAUUGUGGAUGUUCUGAUGCGGAGCUAUCAUGCCCAUAUGAUCUUGGUUAGCCAGUUCUGGGCUGCUUUUAUGUCUUGAAUUUGUGGUCUAAAGUCAGGUUCUAGUUUGUGAGAGAAAAUGGUGGAGAUCUGUGCAGGUCCAAGUGAACUUCACCUGAGGAAGGAGCUUACUGCUCUUCGAAAGGCACGGUAUUUACGUGAUCCUGAAACUUGUUCAUCAUGGAGGUCCCCUUUGAGUUCCAAAUCAUUUGCAGCAACUUCUACUGUGAACUAUGAAAAUGGGAUCAAAAGGAAGCUAAUAGGAGAAAAUAAUUGUCACGAGUCACUAGAACCACCUUCAAGAAGUGAAAACAGAAGGAAAAAAGUUUACCUCUACAAUUGGAGGCAUGAUUCUGGUAAAUCGAGUGACAGUGGAAUAAAAUUGGAUUGCAGUGACAGGCAAGUAUCAGUUGAAGGGAGUCCAGAGGACAGCUUGAGCACUCCUCAUGAUUUAGAUUCUAAGAGCUAUACUUAUCUUGAAGCUCCUGUAAACAUUUAUAAUGUUGCAGCUACAAAUUCAGAGACUUCAGUGAAAAGAACUGUUAAACAUCUGAGAAAAAGUUCUGUUUCAAAACAAGGGGCAGUUAAGCAUUCAGCAGUUCCGAAUCUUCUAGACCUUCCAUCCAGCUCCUUAGGAAUUCUUAAUACAGUUGAGCAGUCUGAUGAUACUGAGAACUACAGUUCUGAGGAUUCACGGCUGUUAGCACAUGAGCUAACCCGGAAAACUGGCUACCUAUCUCGCUCUGCCUCACCAUUGUUACCUGGAUCUGGAUGUAGGAAUUGGCUGCAAUCAUCCAAAAUCUGGAGUACUAGAAGAGAGGGGUCAUCUCAUUCUUAUACUCCUGCAUCAACUAGCUCUUGCCACAGAUAUUAUGGAGCUCGAAACCCCAGUACUGUUGGGUCAUGGGAUGGAAGUGCUACUUCUUAUGAUGGGGAUGAACUGGAUCAACCAGACUUACCAAGGCGCCAAGGAUGUGGUAUUCCUUGCUAUUGGUCGAAAAGAACCAAAGACAGAGGCUGUGGAGGUUUUUAUUCUCCUUCACUUUCUGAUACUUUGAGGAGAAAAGGCAGCAGUAUCCUUUGUGGGAGCCAGACAUUGUAUAAUAAGAAGAGAUCGUCUAGUUCCCACAAGCGAAAAUACCUGUCAAAGUCUUGCCAAGGUUUGCCGUUGUUGACUAACAGUUGUGAUGGAGGUGAUUCAUCAUUGGAUACCGCUAGUGAUGAACUGUCCGCUAACUUUGGGGAGCUUGAUUUGGAGGCAUUGAGCCGGUUGGAUGGAACAAGAUGGUCUAGCUGUAAAAGCCAAGAAGGAGUGGAAUUAAGCCGAACUGAAGAGACUGAGUUGGACAUCCCGGAGCAAAGAAGCUUGAGCCAGAAGUAUCGGCCAAGGUCUUUUGAUGAAAUAAUUGGACAAAAUAUUGUUGUGCAGUCGCUUAAUAAUGCCAUCUUUAGGGGAAGAAUAGCCCCUGCAUAUCUGUUUCAAGGCCCACGUGGGACAGGAAAAACGUCUAUAGCAAGAAUAUUUGCUGCGGCUUUGAAUUGUCUAUCAACCAAAGAGAACAAGCCAUGUAGCUUCUGUAGUGAGUGCACUGCUUGUUUCAGUGGAACUGGAUCAAAUUUGAGAGAGGUGGAUGCCGCCAAUAAGAAGGGUAUAGACAGAAUUAGGUUAUUGGUAAAAAAUUUAUCUCUGGCUAAAACAUUUUCGGGAUACAAAGUCUUUGCUGUUGAUGAAUGUCACAUGCUAUCUUCGAAAAUGUGGUCAGCCUUUAUGAAAUUUCUUGAGGAACCACCACCUCGUGUUGUCUUCAUAUUCAUAACUGUUGACCCAGACAACUUGCCCCGAGCGAUAGUAUCACGGUGUCAGAGGUACAUCUUUUCGAAGAUCAAAGAUGUUGAUAUAAUCUUCCGGUUGAGAAAGCUUUCUGCUGCAGAAAACCUUGAUGUUGAAUUGGAUGCUCUAGAUUUGAUUGCAUUAAACUCAGAUGGUUCACUUUGGGAUGCAGAAACAAUGCUAGAUCAACUGAGUUUGCUGGGAAGAAAAAUCACCACUUCUCUUGUAAAUGAUCUAGUUGGGGUUGUCUCAGAGGAGAAAUUACUUGAUCUUCUGGAGAUAGCCAUGUCAUCAAACACUUCAGAAACUGUCAAAAGGUCCAGAGAGCUGAUGGAUUCUGGUGUUGAUCCAAUGGCCCUGAUGUCUCAAUUAGCUGGGCUCAUAAUGGACAUCAUUGCUGGAACUUACCAGUUGGCUAAUUCACAAUGUGGUGGUACAACUCUUGGCAGGCGAAGUUUAACAGAAGCGGAAUUAGAGAGGUUACAACAAGCAUUGAAGAUUCUUUCAGAUGCUGAAAAGCAGUUACGGCUUUCAAGUGAGCGCUCAACAUGGUUCACUGCAGCUCUUCUUCAGCUUGGCUCUCGCCAUAAUUUAGAAACUAAUGAAUCAAGCAGCAGCAGCAAACACAGUGCUAAAAAAUUUAAUCCUAGUGCAUCUGAAAUGGUUAAAGACACCCCAUUUUCCAAGAACAAGUCUCAUCCUUCAUGUAUGCUCCAGGGAUCAGAUUUAGCUUUGAUUCCUAGAGCAACCAGCGGACGCCCUAGCCCUCGUGGUUCAUCCUUGUCAUAUAGAAUGACAAUGAAUGAGAACUUAAUCUGCGAUGUGCUGCCUGCAGACAGUAGAUUUCUUGACAGAAGCUUACUAGAUUCUACUCAGACAAAUGACACCCCAGGAAAAACUGUUGUAAGGUGUGUAAGUGCCGACAAGUUGGCUGAGAUUUGGAAAAGGUGCAUCCAGAGAUGCCAUUCAAAGACGUUGAAAGAAUUACUUGGAGCUCAUGGAAUGCUAGUAUCAAUCACUGAAUGCGAAGGCAUUUUGAUUGCUCUCAUAGCAUUUGAGGAUAAAAAUAUAAAAUCCAGAGCUACGAGAUUCUUGAGCAGUAUCACAAACUCAAUGGAGAUUGUGCUGAGACAGAAUGUAGAGGUCAGAUUAGGUCUUGUGACUGAAACAUUCCCAUCAAAGUCUCUCAUCAGCAACCAAAUAGAAAUAAUUGGAAACUUGGAAAAGGAAAGGAAGAUAGAAUCUGAGAAUUUAGCUGAUUCUUCAGAUAAAGAUGGACUCAGAGGAAACCCCAACAUGGCUGGGAAAAGUUUGGAUUAUUCUGAUGGAAUGUUUCAGAGAACACUAGAGAAUAGCUCUCAGGUCGCAGACAGAGACUUCCAAGUGGCAAAUUUUUCCACACGUUCUUCGGAAGGAAAUAAUGGAGCCAGCAAUGCUAAAGAGAAAGGGCAGGAGGUUUUAGUUCAGAGGACACAGACAGCACCUACUGAUGAGCAAAGGUUGGAGAGUGCAUGGCUUCAAGCUGCAGAAAAGUAUAUGCCUGGACUGGUUAGUCUUCCAAAACCUGAGAAGAACCAAGUUCUGCCGCAAAAUGGUGUCAGCAGUCAGAAUCAAGAUCAGUCUUCAGCUGCACUGGGCAUGUCAUCAAAACAUUGGGAAGAUGAAUUGAAUCAUGAGAUCAAAGCUUUAAAAAUUGGCAAUACUCAAGGGCACCAUAUGGAACAAUUUGUUGGGAGGGUCAAUCACCAUGCCAUUUCGCCUAGUUUAUUACACAGUAACAACCACACAGCCAAUUUUGACAGAGAGAACCUGGGGUAUGAAUCAGGACCUGGUUGUAAUGGGCUCCUUUGUUGGAAAACUCACAAACCCCAUAGAGGAAAGGUGAAACAAGGAACUCAUGUGCGGUCACAAAAGAUCGGCCGCCUUUCAUUGUUUGGGCAGUGUGGGAAGUCAAGGUCAACAGAAAGCAGAUUCAAGAAAUGAUCAAACAAAAUCAGAAAUAUAAAGCCUCUGAAGUGCAUGCCCUCUUACACCUUCCUGUAUAUUUUCAUAGAGUUAUUCAUUCUUCGCAUAUAGAAGGUAAUUGGAUGAGUUUGUCAUCUCUUGUGAUUCUGCUAGACUAGCCACUCUCCACAGGGAAUGGAAUGAAAAGGAUGGCAAACCAAGAUGAAUUCCUUUCUGAUAGGUUCACUUGAGAACUGGUGGCUGAUCAAGUUGGUUAUUCUGAAGCUAAUAUGUUUACUUUCCAAGCUGGCGACAGAUGCUGUGGUAUUCAGCAUUUAUUGAGUUUCUUCAAUUAAAUUUUUGUUGUUUUUGCACCUUCAUGGGUCUUAACUUACAUUUACUAUGAUGGGAUUUGUGUCAUGGUUUGAAUCACCAGCUAAAAUGCAUUCUCCCCCCUAAAUGGAAAAUGGGAGAAUGGAGCACUUGCACAGGGUUGAAAUGAUGGCCCUCUUUUAACAUUAAUGUGGUCAGAUGAUAGAUUCCAUUUUGCAAGUAGUUCGGUAUUUGCU